Molecule: messenger RNA, 887 nt
Organism: Microtus oregoni (creeping vole)
Lineage: Eukaryota; Metazoa; Chordata; Mammalia; Rodentia; Cricetidae
Gene: Tmem91
Product: transmembrane protein 91
Exons: 4
Coding region: 205-747 (180 amino acids)
Cellular component (GO): membrane; intracellular membrane-bounded organelle
Source: RefSeq, a predicted model, not a curated record
GGACUAGGAGGUCUGGAACGAUCUGGGGCAGGGGAUAGUAGAACGAGAAAGAUCUUUCUGGUUGAGUGUGAACAGUACAUAUGCUGAGUUUGAGGGUGGCGGCGUUAAUGAACCAGGAGGGCUAAGGUGACAGGUCAAUGGGGAGAUGUGUGGCGCCGUGGAAAAGGGGCAAGGAACCCCCUACAACAGCGCCCCUGCCCAGCCAUGGACAACCCCAGCAUACAGGAACUCCAGCAACCCUUGCUGCCAAGCACAGCCUGGGACCUCCUGUCCCCCAAGACUGACAAAGUAGAGCUGGGACCCCCUUUCCCAGAAACAGUCUUUGUGGAGUCACUGAGAGGCCGGCAGUUCCUUCUCUCACCUCUUUCUUCCGUGAGCGCUGGCCUGGGGGAGCUGGAGACCCCUGACCUUGAGGACACAUCAUCCAGCGACAGUGACUCAGAUUAUGAUGGAGGUGGCCGCCUCUCACCUCUUCUGCCCCAUGACCACCUUGGCCUGGCAGUCUUCUCUGUCCUGUGUUGUUUUUGGCCUGUGGGCAUUGCUGCCUUCUGUCUGGCCCACAAGACCAAACAAGGCUUGGGCCAAGGGGGACAUCCAAGGGGCAGGGGCCACUUCCCGCCGAGCCUUCCUGCUGGGGGUCCUUGCUGUAGGGCUGGGCCUGUGCACAUAUGCUGCUGCUCUGGUGACCUUGGCUGCCUACCUUGCCUCCCGAGACCCGCCCUAGCUGCCCUUCAGCCCCCACUGUGAAUGCAGAGGCCAGAGGCCCCCCAGUGAACCCAUGAGAGGAACGGAUGAUCCUGAUGCAAAUGGUGGUGACAGCGAGGACCACAGCAUCCAGAAAUGAGAGUCUGCUACUUUCCUGGCCACCCCUACCCAGAAGGAAGCAA